Messenger RNA from Numida meleagris (helmeted guineafowl), 4987 nucleotides. Its product is annotated as antigen WC1.1-like. The coding region runs from base 1781 to 4576 and encodes 931 amino acids. The transcript has 12 exons. The record is from RefSeq and is a predicted model, not a curated record. NCBI's taxonomy places the organism in Eukaryota, Metazoa, Chordata, Aves, Galliformes, Numididae. Gene Ontology annotation, cellular component: membrane.
ACACCAAAUCCAUCAAUUCAGACACCGUAUAGGGGCGAGCUGUUACAUGGGGAUGGGUUUGGGCAGGGGGCACCCCUGCUGGUCUAUCCUGUAUCUUUUUUGUUUUUAUGCAUCACUACAGGUCAGAUCACAAAGGAUGGGGCUUCGAGAUCCGAUCCUGAGAUUUUCCCCAUUGGACUACUCAGGUCACCUGGUUCAGGGCCCUGAGUAUUUUCCAAAACAAUAUUCCAAACUCCCUUUAAGGGGAAAGUUGGACUUCAUUUUCUCCCCAUCAGUAGGCCAAGCUCUUGCUCGAUUUUCUCAAUGCAAUCACGCAGUAGAAGGUUCCCGUUUUCUAAAGUAUCAUUUGAAAGUUCUGCACGAUUUAGAGCCAUUAAUAGGGGUCAUGCCACAGUGGACACAGCCAGUCAGCGAUCGUUCAUAACCAGGAUAUUUUUAUCUUAUCCAUAAAAAUAAUUUGCCAUGCCAGAUGGUGAUAUGGAAAUAUUUCCACUAUCCCCCAAGGGAGCCAGUUUUCAAUUAUGGCUGCCAAUUCAUAAAAGGGUGAACCCAGAAAUCCUGGGAUGUGCACUGGCAAGGUUUUAUCUAGAGGGACGAUGUUCUCCCCCUAAGCCCACUUCAAGAUAUUCAAAAGCAAAGCCAUUUCAAUAUUGAGGCCUGCCUGUCUUGCCAAAUGUAGCGAUCAGAAGAACAAAUGUGAUGGAAAUAGCGCCACAAAAAAAGGUGGAAGGAAAAUAGAGUGCACACCUGGAUCGGAAGAUUCUGGGCUCACAGGGAAAGGCACUCACCAAAGAGAGACCUUCAAGAAAAAAUCCCUCCACAGGGCAGUCAGCCCUUAAAUGAGGCCUAAGAGCCAGGCUCCACCCCUUCUGGUCGCACAGUGAAUUGACUUCAGCUGUGCUCCCAGGGCUGACUGGGUCUUUCCUCCAGAUGCUCAAUCAGUGGUUCAGGCCAUGACUCAGCAGUUCCCAUACAGCAUGGGACCCCAUGCAGAGGUGUCUACCCCUCCCCACACAUGGGAUGCCCAGGGCCGUGGGGCAAAGCUGGAUUUCAGAGACAUCCCCAUCAGCUCUGCGCAUGGGGGAAACAAAAGAAAGAGUGGGAAAGCUCAUGGAGAUGAGGUGGGAUGACUCCCAUGACUGCUCCCAAGACUGUGCAGGUGGCAUGGCAGAUGCAUGUGGUCGGUGUUGACACCGGGUCCCCAUGUGGGGGAACGCACGUCCUCCUGCCUGGGCUGCAGAGCGGUUAUGGGGCCAGUGUGUGCCCAUAUGCAGGCAGUGCCAUGUCCCACCCGCUGAUGCAAGGGCCCAGGCAUGGCCCUCUUGCGCAUGUCCUGGCCAGCAUGGGGACCUUAUUUACCCCACUGCUGCCUGGGGAACCUCAAUGGCAGCUCUAGGACCCCACAAUAAUGGGGAGGGAACUAGGGUACAUAUGGAGGCCCUGUAUGGGGUCACACUUGUCCCUGAGGGGACCCACUCCGCAUGGACACAGCCCCAGCCCCAGCCCCAGUGCAGGGACACACAGCAUCUGGGCAGGCUGGCUCCCCUCGAGGACAUGCAGGCAGUGAGCCCCCUUGUUGGGGCUCUGUGACGACAGAAGCGGAGACAAGCCUCAUAUUUGGGCAUGAAGCAGGUUAUUGGAGGAUGGGCCCUGGCAGGCAGCAGAUAAACCUGCUGAUAACGGCUCCCACUGUACAUCGCCGUCCCCAUUGGCUCCUGCCAACAGGGGCUGCCUAUAUCUCCCCCUCCCUGUCCCAGGCUCUGGGCUGAGCCUGUGUGGCAUGAUGGUGCCUGCCAGGGUGCUGGGGCUGCUCCUCUGCGUGCAGUUCUGCAUGGGCAGCGAGGUGCUGCGGCUGGUGGAUGGCGGUGGGCGCUGUGCCGGUCGGGUGGAGGUGAAGCACAAGGGCGAAUGGGGCUCCGUCUGCAGCUAUGACUUCGACUGGGAUGCACGAGGGGCCAGCGUGGUGUGCCGGCAGCUGGGCUGUGGCACAGUGGCCCAUGCGUCCCCAUAUGCCCCAUUCGGGCAGGGCAAGGGACGCAUCUGGCUGCACCCCGUGUUCUGCCGCGGCACUGAGGCCACCCUGCAGGACUGCCCCAACUUUGGCUGGGGCAAUCACUUCUGUGGCCAUGAGUGGGACGUGGGAGUGAUCUGCACAGAGGCACUGGAGCUGCGGCUGGUGGAUGGCAGGGGACCCUGUGAGGGGAGAGUGGAGGUGAAACUGCGGGGACGCUGGGGCACAGUUGCUGAUGAUAACUGGAACAUGAAUGAUGCUGAGGUGGUGUGCCAGCAGCUGGGUUGCGGAUCAGCCACUGACACCAAGUUUACCUGGCGAGAUUCUCAGUUCAGCAGUCCCCUGAUGUUGGCUUAUGUCAACUGCAAUGGGAAUGAGAAGGCCAUCUGGGACUGCAGCAUUAAGGGUUGGGGUCCCUACAGUGUCCCUCGUGAUUAUAACACCUCUGUGGAAUGCCAAGGGUUCUCCCGGCUGGCCGGAGGGGACAGCGCCUGCUCGGGGCAGCUGGAGGUGCGGCAGGGCCGCGCCUGGGUCAGCGUCUGCCACGGCCACGUGGACCUCAUGGCCGCCCAGGUCAUCUGCAGGGAGCUGGGCUGCAGUACAGCACUGCCCCUUCCCGGGACCGGGCAUUUUGGAGCAGCAGCGGGGCCAUUCUGGGACGGUGCCUUCGAGUGCAAUGGCACUGAGCCGCUCCUGUCUGCUUGCACACGGCGGCCUUCCCACAUCAAGAACUGCACUCAACCUGCUGCCAUCAUCUGCACCCCCUACACUCGGUUCCAGCUGGCAGACGGAGGCUCAGAAUGUACUGGGCGAGUGGAAGUGGAAGCACGAGGGGUGUGGAGGCCGCUGUGUGCCACUGCCUGGGACCUGCAUGACGCCCACGUCCUCUGCCGCCACCUGGGCUGUGGUUCCGCUGUCUCCCUGCCCCCACCAGGCCAAUUUGGGACAGGGACAGGGACACUGCUCCACGAUGCCUUCAGCUGUAGGGGGAGUGAGCGGCACCCAGGCGAGUGCCCUGUGGAGGUGCUGGGGCAGCCCCCCUGCCCCCACGGGCACACCGCUGCCAUCAACUGCUCAGGUGUCACUGAGCCCCUGCGGUUCCACGGUGGGGAGAGCCAGUGCGACGGACGGCUGGAGGUGGCCAUGCGCCCUGGUGUCUGGGCCCGUGUGUCUGUGGGGAUGUGGGACAAUGGCACUGCCACCGUGGCCUGCCAGGAGCUAGGCUGCGGUGUGCCUGAGAAAAUCUAUGCUGCACUGGCCACUGGCUCAGGCCCCAUGGAGCUGCAGGAGCUGCGCUGUGAUGGCACCGAGGAGCUCCUGGCACACUGUAAUGCCUCGGGGAUGACCACCAAGACCAGUCACAGCCAUGAGGAGUUGGCCAUUGCGUGCUCAGGAAGCCGGCGGCUGAGGCUGGCAGGAGGCCCCGGGCGCUGCGCCGGCAGGGUGGAGGUGUACAGCAGGGGCACAUGGGGCACCAUCUGCCAGGACACAUGGACCCUGCAGGAUGCCACCGUCGUCUGCCGCCAGCUGGGCUGCGGAUGGGCCCUGGAGGCUCCUGGCUCUGAGCGCUUUGGGCCUGGCACUGGGACACUGUGGCUGGGUGCUGGGGGCUGCUCUGGGAUGGAGGAUGCUCUUUGGCACUGCCCGGCCCCCCUGGAGCGUGGCUGCAAGCAUGGCAGCAGUGCAGGUGCUGUGUGCUCAGGGCUGCUGGACCUGCGGCUGACAGGGGAAAGCAGCAGAUGCAGUGGGUACCUCGAGGUGCUGCAUGAGGGGACAUGGGGUCGUGUUUGCGCCAAUGGCACCAGCCCCGCCACGGCCACUGCUGUCUGCCACCAGCUGGGAUGCGGCACAGGGGGGAGGCUGGAGGCUGUCCCUGCACAGGGCUCAGAUCCUGCCUGGCUGAGCUGGGUGAGUUGUGAGGAGGGGGCCCGCUUGCUCUGGCACUGCCCCUCGGCACCCUGGCAGCUGCAGGAAUGUGAUCCCACUGGCAUCACCCACAUCGCAUGUGAAGAGGACACCAGUGACAGAAGUGAGGCCACCAGCCCAGCCCCAGCUCUCACCCACAGCACUGCCCCACUGAUGGCAGCACCAAGGAGCACGUCAGCACUCAUGGUGCUGUGCGUGAUCCUGGGGAUGCUGCUGUGCCUGGCCCUGGUCGCCCUGGCUGUGCAGGCACAGCGUGCACGAGCCCAGUGCCAAGGCCCCAGUAAGGAUGCUGCCUCUGAGGUUGUGUAUGAGGAGCUUGACUACAGCCUGAUGCCCGAGUACCAGGAGGUGCCCAGCAGCACAGGCUCCCUGUCCCAAGGCUCAGCAACAAAGAUGGCAGAUCACCCCAGGGAUGGCACUGAGGAGAAUGACCUCCAGGUGUCCCCAGGUAGGGACACAGGCACAGACGUGCACGACUCCCCUGCCCAGCCCCAGCACAGCCCCUCGCAUGGCUAUGAUGAUGCUAUGACUGUGCCAGAGGUGCCCCCCUCUCUCCAUACGAGGGAUGCCUUGGUACAGACCCCUGAGGACAUGGGCUACGAUGACGCUGGUGUCAGAGCACUGGCGACAUCUCUGUGAGCAGGGCCUAGGGACGUGGCUGGAACAGGAGCCUCUCUCUGCAAAAUCGGGUGGCUGUGGCCUUGGCAGUAUCACCACUCCCUGCCUGGCACUGCAGAAUAGUAGCAAACUGCUCCAUUCUCCUUCCUGCACCUGCAACGCAACAGCUUGUCAGCUUUUUCAAAAUUAUUUUCUGUAACUCUUUCCUUAUGAGUAUCUCUUCUUUAUUAAAACCCAAAAUCUGUGUGGAAACUCACUUCCGGCCUUGGCUCCUCUUCCUGAGUCUAUCAGCCUUCCCUAGGGGCUGUGGGGCAUACCUGGAUUUCAGAGACACCCCCCUUGGCGCUUGGCACUGGGGAAACAACAGGAAGAGUGGGAAAGCUCAUGGAGAUGAGGUGGGAUGGCUCCCAGGACUGCUGCACUGCAGGGGAA